Messenger RNA from Trypanosoma cruzi, 753 nucleotides. Its product is annotated as proteasome alpha 1 subunit, putative. Gene Ontology annotation, biological process: ubiquitin-dependent protein catabolic process. Bases 1 to 753 code for a protein of 250 amino acids. Lineage: Eukaryota; Euglenozoa; Kinetoplastea; Trypanosomatida; Trypanosomatidae. Gene Ontology annotation, cellular component: proteasome core complex; cytosol; nucleus. The transcript has a single exon. The record is from RefSeq and is a predicted model, not a curated record.
AUGAGUCGCACGGGAUUUGACAAAUACAUUACAGUUUUUAGCCCCGAGGGGUCUCUAUACCAGGUGGAGUACGCCUUUAAGGCCGUCACGUACGCGGGCCUGCUCACGGUAGCAAUACGUUGCAAGGAUGCCGUUUUGGUCUUUACGCAGCACAAUGUGCCGGACCGACUGAUGCGCCCCGAUACCAUUACUUCUCUCCACAACAUCAAUAAAGACAUCGGGACGUGCAUCACGGGACGGGCUCCAGACGGGAAGUCGUUGGUGCAAAAGGCCCGUCAGGAAGCAUCUGAAUACAAGUACCGCUACGGUUCCCCGAUUCCCGUUAGCGUGCUCGCCAAGCGUGUGGCGGAUAUGGCGCAGGUGAGGACGCAGCACGCUGGGUUGCGGCUGAUGGGAGUUGUCAUGACAUUUCUUGGGAUGGAGCAGAAUGACGCGGAUGGUUCGUGGGUUCCGCAAAUUUACUGCGUAGAUCCGGCAGGGUGGUGCGGCAGUUACCACGCAUGUGCCAUUGGCAAAAAACAGAUUGAGGCGAAUGCAUUCCUGGAGAAGAAGCAGAAAAAUGCUCCGUUUCAAACACUCUCUCAAAAGGAUGCCGCCAUGAUCGCUCUCGCAGCCCUUCAGAGUGCCCUUGGUGCCUCUCUAAAGGCGACCGAUGUGGAGGUGGGACGUUGCAGCGUGGAGGAUCACUGUUUUCGUCGGGUCCCCGAUGAAGAUGUGGAGGAAUGGCUGACUGCACUUGCAGAGGCAGACUGA